AUGCAAUAAAAUUCCAAGCCUCUCUUAAUUAUUGACUCUAGAUACACACUAUAUGAUUUAAGACAGAAAAGAUUAUACAAAUAUAAUUCUAUUCUUUCAAAAUCUUUCAUCUUACUUUAACAACAUUUUCAAAUAUUACUCAUUUUCUGUCACACUAAACCUAAUACCAAUCAAUUUUUUUAAGAAGAAUUUUAGAAACAUUUUUAAGGAAUCGAUUCAAAAUAACUCUCAUUUUAACAAUUAAAACAAACUUCAUUCUAAAAUCAAGAGAUUAUUGUUGUUACUCAUAAUUAUGAAUAAUUCACUCUCAAUCAAUAAUAUCAGUUAUAUUAUUUUUCUAGUGUCUCAUAAUAAUUAGAAAAAAAAAAAAAAUUAGAACUUAAAUAUUAUCAACAGAAUCCUAAAACUAAAUUUCAUAUUUCCCACAUUUAGUAAGUCAUGUCUUUUUUCUCAAAAUCUGAAAAUCCAUUUUGUAUAGGCUAUUAUUUUUAUCCUAAAAAGUUUAAUGAAUUAAUUCAAUUUGAAACAUUAAUUACAAACAGUAAUUUUAAUUACCUUCCUAUUGAUUUUAGAUUCUUAAAUAAAUAUAGAAAAAUUGAUUUAUUAUUUCAUAGAUUUAUGGACAUCUAUAAGAGUAAAGAAAUAAACAUGAAAUAAAAUGAAGUUGAAUUAUUUUAAUAAAAUUAUGACCUAUUCAUUAAAGAAAAUCCCUAAAUACCUGUAAUUGACUCAAUAGAAUGUUUAAAUACGUUAAUUUAGAGAGACAAACUAAAUAUCAAAUUAUAAUCUAUAUUUGAUAGUCAAGAAUUUAAAAAUUUUAUACAAGAACAUCACAUAAAGAUUAUGACUCCUUAACAAAUAGUUUUUGAGAAUAAUGAUUAACCGUAAGAUUUGUCUAAUUUGAAAUAUCCAUUAAUCGUAAAAAGUAAAUAAGGAGCAUUAACAGUUAAUUGUCAUAUAAUGGCGAUAGUGGUAAAUGAGUAAGGGCUCAUUGGAUUGUUUAAACAAGAAUAAUUUAAGUAUCAGAUUAUUAGUAGAUUAGAGGAUAAUUAAUCUUGUAGUAAAUAAUUAACCAUAACAGCAUUAUAUACAAAAUAUAUCAAUUGGGAGAUAAAAUGAUAGUACAGAAACGUAAAUCAAUUCCAAAUAUUGAAAUAAACAAUUUUAAGUUUGAAGAGGUAAAUUUGAUAUUAAUGGACAUAGGGUUUUUAUAUUUUUGAUACAUAAAAAGACUUGUUUAAAAAUGUUUCACAAUGUCUUAAAUAAGUUGAUGAAGGAGUUCAUGAAUGUUCAAAUGAGGCUUAAUUACUUAAGCAAAUGGAAUUAUUAUCAUCAAUAAUAGCAAAAGAAUUUAAAUUACAUCUUUUUGGAUUUGAUAUCAUUGGGAUGAAUUGGGAAUAUUAUAUAAUUGAUAUUAAUCAUUUCCCAGGAUAUAAAAAUGUAAUAACAUUCAACUCUAUUAAAGGUUGAAAAUGCAAAAGAACUUUUUGAAUAAUUGUUUAUGUAGGUAUCAAAAAAAUGAGA
This is a messenger RNA of Paramecium sonneborni, 1524 nucleotides long. The record is from the annotation of a GenBank genome assembly. NCBI's taxonomy places the organism in Eukaryota, Ciliophora, Oligohymenophorea, Peniculida, Parameciidae.